AUGGGCUGCGCAGCUAGUGUUCCAGAAAACGAGGAAAAGGAUCCUUUUCUUCACGAUAAACGCAUCAAUGAUGCCAUCGAACAGAAUCUCCAGCUCAAUAAGCAGAAUGAGAAAAACCAAGUCAAGCUCUUGCUUCUCGGGGCAGGAGAAAGUGGAAAAUCUACAGUGCUAAAGCAGAUGAAACUUCUACAUAAGGGGGGAUUCACACAGCAGGAACGAAUCCAGUACUCCCAGGUUAUCUGGUGUGACGUUGUUCAAUCCAUGAAGAUCCUUAUAGUCCAAGCCCGAAAGCUUGGAAUCGCACUCGAUUGCGAUCAAGAAAACAGUCCUCUAAUUCCAUAUAAGCAGAUUGUUCUUCGAGCGAAUGCCUUGGAACAAAUUGAUACAGGCGCAGCAGGAGGAGCACACUUCAUGAACGACUAUGUGUUGAAGUACAGUGAAGUGCAAAAAAACAAGCGCAGAAUGAACAGCACGGGUGUAGCCAACAUCUCAUACUGGGACGAUCCUCCUGUUAAAUCAGAUCAUGAAAGUGAUAAUGUCAACGUCGUCUACAACAGCACAAACCCAACUCCAAAUAGCACCUAUUCGAGAGAGCAAAUCGCUGAUGCUAUUCAUAAGUUGUGGACGUCCGAUCCCGGAAUCCAUAAUUGUUACGAACGGUCCAACGAGUUUCAAUUUGAAGCCAGUGCUGAGUACUACUUUGAGAAUGUUUACAAGUUUGCUGACCCUGAUUACUACUGUACUGAUACUGAUAUCUUGAAGGGCCGUAUAAAGACCACAGGAAUCACCGAGACAAACUUCAACAUCAACUCAUUCAAGUUCAAGGUGUUGGAUGCUGGAGGACAACGUUCAGAACGUAGAAAAUGGAUACAUUGCUUUGACAAUAUCACUGCAGUUUUAUUCGUGCUCGCCAUCUCAGAAUACGACCAGAUGUUGUUUGAAGAUGAGAGAGUCAACCGGUUGCACGAGUCGAUUGUGUUAUUCGACUCGUUGUGUAAUUCCAAGUGGUUUGCCAAUACCCCCUUUAUUCUCUUUCUUAACAAAACCGAUAUAUUCGAAAAAAAGAUCCAACGAUCGCCGUUGAAGCAGUACUAUCCCGAGUACAACGGCAAGCCCCAAGACUCGGCUGAGGCUAUGAAGUUCUUUGAAACCAACUUCUUGAAACUUAACCGAACAAAUAAACCCAUCUAUGUGCAUCGCACCUGUGCCACAGACUCCAAGUCAAUGAAGUUUGUAUUAUCGGCCGUAACCGAUGUGAUUGUGCAGCAGAAUCUCAAGAAGAGCGGAAUCAUGUAG
Messenger RNA from Scheffersomyces stipitis CBS 6054, 1296 nucleotides. RefSeq names its product guanine nucleotide-binding protein subunit alpha (gene CAG1). The record is from RefSeq and is a predicted model, not a curated record. Bases 1 to 1296 code for a protein of 431 amino acids. Lineage: Eukaryota; Fungi; Ascomycota; Pichiomycetes; Serinales; Debaryomycetaceae. Gene Ontology annotation, biological process: G protein-coupled receptor signaling pathway. The transcript has a single exon. Gene Ontology annotation, molecular function: GTP binding; GTPase activity; G-protein beta/gamma-subunit complex binding. Gene Ontology annotation, cellular component: heterotrimeric G-protein complex.